Rubroshorea leprosula is the source of this 2939-nucleotide messenger RNA. Lineage: Eukaryota; Viridiplantae; Streptophyta; Magnoliopsida; Malvales; Dipterocarpaceae. The record is from the annotation of a GenBank genome assembly.
UGAAUAAUCCAUCACUCCUUUGUUUGGUGAAUUGUGUUCAUCUUUAAGAAAAUGGGAAGCUUAAUAUGGUUUUCCCAAAUCCUCUGCCUUUCCUUCAUGUUGUUACAGUUUCGAGUCCAAAGCUCAUCACCUUCUCAAUCUUCUCUCGAUUCAUCACCACAUUUGUGCCGUCCUGAAGAGCGUUCUGCAUUGCUUGAUUUCAAAAGCACCACUAAUUUGGUGGACAACUGGUUUUGUACUCCUCGUCCUAUAAUACAAACUUGGAAUGAGAGUAAAGACUGCUGCUCGUGGGAAGGCAUCGCAUGCGACAAGCGGAAUGGUCACGUGAUUGGCCUUGAUCUUAGCAGUAAUUGUCUUGAAGCCAAUCUAACUACAAAUAGUAGUCUCUUCCGCCUUGAGAAAUUGCAGAGCCUCAACCUUGCUUACAACUAUUUUCGCUACCCCAAUCUCUCUUUUGGGUUCGACCGUUGGAAGAGUUUGACCUAUCUUAAUCUUUCACGUUCAGGAUACAUGAAUGGCUCUUUCUUGUUUGAUGAGAUCUUCUUGCUACCAAAAUUGGUUUCGCUCGAUCUCUCUAAUUAUUAUGGUUUGCUUCUUGACAACAUAAAGUUUCAAAUGCUUGCGCAUAAUUUAACAGAGUUAAGGUUUCUUAUCCUUGAUUAUGUGAAUAUGUCUCUGGUUGUACCUUCUACCUUGCUAAACUUGACUUCUUCCUUGGAGCAUUUGAGCCUUAGAGCUAACACUUGGAGAACCCAAAUCUGGGUUCCCAUGUCUUCUCCAGCACCGACGCUGGCAGCAACUCCAUCACCACCGUUUGACCUCCAAAACAACUGCCUUACCGGACCAGUUGAUCAUGUUGAGAUGCCCAAUCUCAUUUUACAAGAAGUCUAUUUGUCCAAUAAUGAGAUAAGUGGUUCAAUUCCUAGCUCUUUCUUUGAUCUUGUGCAUCUUACUAGAGUCAACCUUUCUUCAAAUAACUUAACUGGCACCAUUACACCGGACAUGCUUUCGAAGCUUGUAGACCUUGAGGAUCUUGAUCUUUCCAAUAAUAGUUUGCUGUCUUUGAGCAAUAAUGGCAUUGGUGUCAACCAUUCCUUUCCAAACCUUCGGUUUUUAAUAUUCUCUUCUUGUAACAUACACAAGUUCCCAAGUUUCUUAAGGAAGGCAGAGAGGUUGGAAAUAUUGGAUAUUUCCAAGAACAAGAUUUCUGGUCAAAUUCACAAAUGGGAAAUAGAAGGGAUGUCGUCAUUGUACUACUUAGACCUUUCUUAUAACUUCUUGACUGGUAUAGAUUUAUUUGGUUUUGGAAAUCUUGAAAUUGUUGACCUCAGAUCUAACAUACUACAAGGAUCACUUCCCAUUCUCUCAACAACUCAGGAUUCUAUGCAACAUCUCUUCAUGUCAGGGAAUAAUUUGACUAGUGUAAUCCCUUCUUCUUAUUGCAAUUUGACUUCUCUUAAAGUUCUAGAUUUAGGUAAUAAUUGUUUGGGAGGAAAAAUUCCAGAAUGUCUUGGAAACUUGAGUGAUCUCUCCGACUUGGAUUUGCGGAUGAAUAAGUUUCAUGGUAUAAUACCAAAUUCUUUUGUCAAUGGGAGUAGACUGAGAAAUCUUAACCUAAAUGGCAACCAGUUGGAAGGGAGACUGCCAUCAUCUUUGGGAAAUUGCAGUGAGUUGGAAGUUCUAGAUGUUGGGUACAACUCCUUGAACGAUACCUUUCCAUGUUGGUUAGGUGUUCUUCUGCGGCUAAAAGUUCUAAUCCUUCGAUCUAAUCAAUUUCAUGGUGCCAUUAGCAAUUCUAUGCCUGCAUUUUACUUCCCUCAGUUGAGAAUAAUUGAUGUCGCACAGAAUGAUUUUAUGGGUCUCCUACCAAGUAACUAUUUCAAAAUUUUGAAAGGUAUGAGAGAUGUAGCUCCAGCUGAUAAAGCCAAAUUGGAAUACAUUGGUGAUAAUAUGCAAGCUGUUAAACUCAAAGCAAAAUACAUUUUUCAGGCGUUGCUAAGAAGGGGUACCUCUCCUCUAAGUCGUGGUGCCUCAGUUUCUCCUAUUGCUUUAAAGUUUUCUGUGAAGGUAGUAAUGAAAGGGUUAGAGGUGAAGCUUGAAAGGAUCAUGACAAUUUUCACAACCAUUGAUUUCUCAAGCAAUCGAUUCCAUGGGGAAAUUCCUAAAGAGCUAGGAGAACUCAAUUCACUUUUAUUGCUAAACAUAUGUCACAAUAGUCUCAGUGGUCAAAUCCCGUCAUCAUUGGGGAAAUUAGCAGAACUCGAGUCAUUAGAUCUCUCGUCAAACAAGCUUGAAGGCAGGAUUCCAGAGCAAUUGACAAAGCUGACGUUCCUAUCAGUUUUGAAUCUUUCACACAAUGAACUUGUGGGCCACAUACCUGAAGGGAAGCAGUUCAGUACUUUCUCAAAUGAUUCCUACGUUGGGAACUCUGGGUUGUGUGGAUUCCCGUUGACAAAGAAAUGCGAACCACCAAGACCACCUUCACCACAAUUUGAUGAAGAAGAUGAUUCUACAGCAGUCUUUGAGUGGAAGUUUGCAUUGGCAGGCUAUGGGUGUGGACUGGUGUUGGGACUUAGUCUGGGAUACAUUGCCUUCACUACAGGAAAACCAUGGUGGGUGCAAACAGGUGCUGUUGAUUUCCUACUCCGGGGAGAUCUGGCAACAGUUGCUUCUUGAGUUUGUUUCCGUAUUUUUCAUGUUCAUUGUUGAUAUAUAGUUGUAUUGACUUGUGUGGGAAUUAUGGUUAUGUAUGAAUUUGUGUUGAUUUCUUUUCGAUUUGAUCUAUCUGCUCUACACGCAGUUAUCAUGUAUUUUGUUACUGUAAUUUGAUCCUUCUGUGAUUUUUGCCAAUCAAUCUCUUCAAAUCAUAUUUUAUCCUCUCCUUUUAGUUUGGUUGCCUUUGAACAGUGCGUUUUACUGAAUAAAAAUGAAAAUGUCUU